Messenger RNA from Candidula unifasciata, 598 nucleotides. The record is from the annotation of a GenBank genome assembly. NCBI's taxonomy places the organism in Eukaryota, Metazoa, Mollusca, Gastropoda, Stylommatophora, Geomitridae.
UAUCAGUCUGGAGAUCCCCAAAGGCGGACUUGUUGCUGUGGUUGGCAUGGUUGGGUCAGGGAAGUCCUCACUUCUGUCGGCCAUGUUGGGUGAGAUGAAAAAACUAGGUGGAAAUGUCGCUAUACAGAGCAACACAGCUUAUGUCUCACAGGAAGCUUGGAUCCAGAAUGCAUCUCUCCAGGACAACAUACUGUUUGGUUCCAAGUUCAAAUCCCAGAAGUACAAACAGGUGGUCAAAGCUUGUGCCUUGGAUGAUGACUUCAAAAGGUUGGCGGCAGGUGAUAGGACAGAGAUCGGAGAAAAGGGCGUAAAUCUGUCAGGUGGUCAGAAACAGCGAGUCUCCCUGGCCAGGGCAGUCUACAGUGAGGCUGACCUCUACUUACUGGAUGACCCCCUCAGUGCUGUGGAUGCUCAUGUUGGCAAGCACAUAUUUCACCAAGUUAUUGGCCGCAGUGGAAUGUUAAAGGGCAAGACAAGAAUACUUGUGACUCAUGGAGUCCACUGGCUGCCCUUUGUUGACCACAUCGUUGUGAUGAAGGAUGGAAUGAUCUCCGAAUGUGGCACCUACAGACGGCUGGUAUCUCAUAAUGGAGAUUUU